AUGCUCCGCAUCACCUUACCAUCACAGCAAGUUUCCAAGCGGCUAGUUGCAAAGUUGGCCUCCAUGUCUGGUGUAAAGGGUGCAACGGCAACUAAUGCUAAGGGAAAUGACGCUGCUUCACAGGCAAUGGAAGCACCAGCAGUCGUACCACCUUCCAGAGAAACCCCCAAAAGUACCCUGCCGAGGGUAGGAGCAAGAGCAGCCGUUCCGGUGGGUGGCGCAGGCGUGCACUCGGAUGCAUUGAGGCAAGGUACGCUAAGAGCGGCAACGCCAAUAAAGCCCUCAGUUGCCGCUGCGGCGGCGUCAGUGUACGAAACACGUAUCAACGCCCCAGCACCCAAUAUCCGCAAUGGCGAAGCUGAUGGACAGCAACUACCGCAAAAAAAGACACUGAGGAGACGGAAAAGGUUGAUCAGGGUGUCAACCAGGCGUCGCGUACGUCAAAAUACCGCCAAAGUCCCAGAAGAUAUGGAAGAGGAACCUAUUGUGGAAGAUGUGGAAGACCCAUUCGUCGAUCAGGAGGAACACGAGGAGGAGCCCGUGGCCGCUGCGCCUCGAGAAAAGCGCCAGCAGCCUCGACCUGAGCGGGUAAAAGGACGGCCGGAAGCGAAAACAGUAGACAGACAACCGGAGAUUAAAAAAACGGAACCUUCACCAGCCGCCUCAUACGCUGCAUACGAGCAUGACAGAAUUUCUGGUACGUCUCUUCACGGGAAAACACCGAUGAUUAAGGCCUUCCGUAUCGAAGACGUACUCGCGGCGUGCACGCCUAGUGACGGUGUAUUCGCCCGCCGGCUUCCGCAAGGGGGUUGUCAGUUCUUCGCAUGGCCGGGCACCCCACUUGCCGUCGCUAGUAGCGCCGUGGCAAACAUGCCGGAGACCAUCCGGACCGUCCACGCCAUAUUUGGGCGAGAAAAAACGCCGAUGGACUUGGUGCUGGAUAUCGACUGCCCCGUUCCACAGGAGCACUGGAGCAUGUCAAAAGUUCGGCCGUUUCAGAAAAAGGUGUUGGACGACGUGAUGAAUGUGAUUGUGGAGGAAAUUGAAGCAAUUGGUGAGGAGAUUGAGUCCCAGGUUGUGCUUCAGUCACCAAAUCUCAAGAAGGUUUCCUUCCACGUGCAUACCAAGCUUAAGGAUGCCGCCUUUGAAGAUUACAAUUCCCUACACGGAUUCCUGCACCAGUUCCACAAGAGAAUACCGGCCGUGGACCUGCAAAUCUACCGCUCCAACGGUAUGCUCCGUAUGCACCGUUGUAUGAAGGAGAAUCACACCAGCGCUAUUGUGGUUUUUGAAGACAAGGACUGGAAUAUCGGUUUCCCAGACGGUAUUGUACCGGACGCGAAAGCUGCCCUUCACUCCGCCUGCAUCCGUGAAGAGGGAACGUACUCCCGUCUGCUGCACUUUGACCCGCCGCGCAACUUCCCAACGGCGUUUGAGAACUCCGGGGCCAACGGCAGCGGUGCCGCAGAGGAUAAAAAAAUCAAAGUCCUCCUUCCGCGCACGGAGCGUGAGGCAGUUGAAAACGCAUCGCGAUGGCUCCGUGAGGGAACCCGCGAGGCAGACGUUGACGAAUGGCGCUCAUGGAUCCGGCUUGGUAUCAAUGCAUACCGCGUGGCGUAUCACUUCCGGGACGCAAUGACGUUACAGCGGCCAGCACUGGAAGAGCUCCUUGACGCAUGGGUGGAGGCGAGCAAGAAAUGCCCAGCGAAGUUCAAACCUGGUGUGUGCGAGGCCCGAUGGGCAACAUUUGAUAUUAACAGACUCUCGAAGUUUGACGAUAAUGAGUGGUGGCCAUCAUACCAACGCAUUGGAAGGACGGCGAUGUUGAAUGAAGCGGCAGACGCGGCAAACCGCGGUGGUGCCAACGGCAUCCCUCCACAAGGAGCGUAA
This is a messenger RNA of Trypanosoma brucei brucei TREU927, 1890 nucleotides long. RefSeq lists its product as hypothetical. The transcript has a single exon. Gene Ontology annotation, molecular function: hydrolase activity, acting on acid anhydrides. The record is from RefSeq and is a predicted model, not a curated record. The coding region runs from base 1 to 1890 and encodes 629 amino acids. Lineage: Eukaryota; Euglenozoa; Kinetoplastea; Trypanosomatida; Trypanosomatidae.